Molecule: messenger RNA, 1456 nt
Organism: Nymphalis io (European peacock)
Lineage: Eukaryota; Metazoa; Arthropoda; Insecta; Lepidoptera; Nymphalidae
Product: serine proteinase stubble
Exons: 8
Coding region: 182-1456 (424 amino acids)
Biological process (GO): proteolysis
Molecular function (GO): serine-type endopeptidase activity
Source: RefSeq, a predicted model, not a curated record
UAUUGGAAAUGACGUUUUGACCUUACAAGAUAAUUUAGAUUUGAGUGAUGAAGUGUCUGAUAGACGGAGACCUAUAAACGGACAAGAGAAGGAUAUUUUAUUAUUAGAUGCGUUGGGCAGAAGGAAAGGUUCUUAUCAAAGUUCAUACAGCAGUAGCUCUUCCCAGGAGGAUGACUCCAUAAUGGAUUUAUUAGGAAAAAUGAUACCGCAAACAUGCCGUUAUAGAGGAGCGAGGUACCCCUGCGGUUUGAGCAUAUCUUGCGUGCUGGGGGGUGGUAAGCCAAUGGACCUGUGCUCUGGCGGUAUGAUCUGGGCGUGCUGUGUGGACAAGGAGACGACAGAACGACCGACUGAGAUUGCCCCUGUUGUCCACAAUGCCAGUGACCUUAUAGACUUCAUCGGUACAUUCCCACACGAAACGUAUGAUUAUCAAACAAACACACAAUUCGAGGACCCGAUCAUCAUCUACACGGACACAAACCGACCGAAACCGCACUACAACCGCCCUAAGCCGGUUACAGACCGCCCUGAACCGGAUCAAACCGGCUUUCAGAAACCAGACUGGAACAUACAAGACUACGAUCAGAAUCACUAUUAUCACGUCAAACCGUCGUAUCAUGAAAGCACAACACGUUUACCGGAUUCUUUCUAUCCGGAUGAUGUAGGUUCGAAUAAACCGGACAGUGAUGAUGGUUGCGGUGAACAUUACACUCGUUCGAAUCGCAUAGUUGGGGGACACUCAACAGGCUUUGGUUCCCAUCCAUGGCAAGCGGCUCUCAUUAAGUCUGGCUUCCUCAGCAAGAAGUUAGCGUGUGGUGGUGCUCUUAUAUCCGACAGAUGGGUGAUCACAGCUGCGCACUGUGUCGCUACCACACCAAAUUCUCAACUCCGAGUACGUCUCGGCGAAUGGGACGUACGUGAUGCGGGGGAAAGAUACUCGCACGAGGAGUUCGCCGUCCAACGCAAGGAAGUCCAUCCAGCUUACGAACCAUCGGACUUCAGGAAUGACGUUGCGCUAGUCCAACUUGACAAAGGAGUUGUGUUUAAACAACAUAUAAUACCCGUAUGUCUUCCUCAGAAGCAAAUGAAAUUAGCAGGAAAAAUGGCGACGGUAGCGGGAUGGGGGCGAACGAGACACGGACAGAGUACGGUGCCUUCAGUGUUACAGGAAGUUGACGUUGAAGUUAUACCCAAUGAGCGCUGUCAGCGCUGGUUCCGCGCUGCAGGCAGAAGGGAGACAAUACACGAUGUCUUUAUCUGCGCCGGAUAUAAAGAGGGAGGAAGAGAUUCGUGCCAAGGUGACUCUGGAGGUCCACUAACUAUGAAAUAUGAGGGGCGAAGCACCCUAAUAGGACUGGUUUCUUGGGGCAUCGGCUGCGGCAGGGAACACUUACCGGGUGUAUACACAAAUAUACAGAAAUUCGUACCAUGGGUUGAUAAAUUGAUAAACUCGUAA